AUGUCGGAUGACAAUGUGGAUAAUAGCAAACAGUUCGAUGAAGAUGCAUUCAAGUCUAUGCUUCAAGAGAAUGGCAUGGAGGAUUUUAAUUCAUUUAUAGAUGGCUAUUAUGAUGAAGCAUCGAAUGUCGAAGGAGAACCUGAUGAAGAAGAUGAACCUGAAGAAGAUGAUGAUCCUCAAGAAGAAGAUGAUGAUGCUCAAGAAAAUGAUGAUCCUGAAGACGCUGAUGCACCUGAAGAAGCUGAUGAAUCUCAAAAUGCUGAUGCACCUCAAGAAACUGAUGAACCGCAAGAAUCUGAUGCGCCUCAAGAAACUGAUGAACCGCAAGAAUCUGAUGCACCUCAAGAAACUCCAUCAGCUGAACCUCAGGAGGAUGUGGAAGGGGCUAGUCCGACAAAACCUGCUGACAUACAGUCUAAACCUGCUGAUGCACAAGCUAAACCUGGUGAUAAAAAAGGUAAACCUGGUGAUGCAAUACCUAAACCUGCUGAUGCAAACGCUAAACCUGGUGAUGCAAAAGCUAAACCUGGUGAUACAAAAGCUAAACCUGGUGAUACAAAAGGUAAAACUGGUGAUAUAAAAGCUAAACCUGCUGAUGCAAUACCUAAACCUGGUGAUGCAACACCUAAACCUGGUGAUGCAAAAUCUAAACCUGGUGGUGCAAAACCUAAACCAGCUGAUACAACACCCAAAACUGCAAAGCCUAAAGCUCGAAAACCUAAAACUGGAACGUCUAAACCUAAAGUUCCCAAACCUGCACAGCCUAAACCUAAAGUUCCCAAACCUGCGAACAAAGCUGCUCAUAUGUUACAAAAGGACUUUAAAGGCAAACCUGCUAAACCUAUUUCUAAUAUCGUUACCAAUCCACAAUAUCAAAAACCAAGACAGAUGUAUUAUUUGUUUACACAAUAUGAUCCAUAUGGCAAUGGAUACAUAACAAUAAAUGAUGCAUAUUUAUACCUCCCACAAUUAGGUCUUUCCCAACAAGCAUUAAUGUAUGCACAAUAUCUUAUUCCACAUAUCAAUAGAUAUGGUAAUGGGACAAUGGACUUUCAAGGUUUAAUGGGCUUAGUUUAUUAUCUAAAUCAAUUGCCCUAUCAAACUGUCAUUUAUGUUGGAUAA
Messenger RNA from Rotaria sp. Silwood1, 1122 nucleotides. The record is from the annotation of a GenBank genome assembly. Lineage: Eukaryota; Metazoa; Rotifera; Eurotatoria; Philodinida; Philodinidae.